This is a messenger RNA of Wallemia ichthyophaga EXF-994, 1920 nucleotides long. RefSeq names its product Leukotriene A-4 hydrolase-like protein. Gene Ontology annotation, cellular component: cytosol. The coding region runs from base 1 to 1920 and encodes 639 amino acids. The record is from RefSeq and is a predicted model, not a curated record. Gene Ontology annotation, molecular function: metallopeptidase activity; aminopeptidase activity; zinc ion binding. Gene Ontology annotation, biological process: proteolysis. NCBI's taxonomy places the organism in Eukaryota, Fungi, Basidiomycota, Wallemiomycetes, Wallemiales, Wallemiaceae. The transcript is spliced from 4 exons.
AUGUCAACAGCAACGGCAACACCAGCAAUCCCGGCGACAACGAGAGAUGAAGCAACUCAGAGCAACUACGAGGAGAUUUCAUCCACGCAUCUCCAUUUAGACUGGCAAAUCGUCUGGGAGAUGUCCGAGAUAACCGGUGUCGUCACUCACUCACUGGUUGCGCACAAGCACGGCGUGCAUGAGGUGCACUUAGAUACGAGUUAUUUGAAAAUACGCCGUGUUUCCACUGCAAGGCAUAAUCAAAGUCUCAACUUCAAAUUGCAACAGCGAGAUGCCACAAUGGGGAACAAAUUGGUUAUCUACCUCCCACACAAGCUCAACGAGAGUGAAACGAUUGAUAUCACAAUCAACUACUCGACCACCAAGUAUUGCACUGCACUGGCUUGGCUUGGGAAAGCCCAGACUACUGGUGGUGACUACCCCUACGUCUACAGUCAGUGUGAAGCAAUUCACGCUAGAUCACUCGUCCCCUGCCAAGACACGCCUGCGCGCAAGUUUACCUACUCUUCCAAGGUCAGAAGCACCCUACCUGCCCUCAUGUCAGCUCUGAGAGUGGCACCUGCGAAAGACACGCCAUUAGAUGAGUUGCUUGGGAAAGACGUCGUUUAUGAGUAUAACCAGCCCAUCCCAAUGCCCUCAUAUCUGAUUGCAAUCGCGUCUGGGAAGCUAGCCUUUAAGUCUUUCGAUGUACCAAGCGGUGUGGUGUGGAACGCGGGUGUAUGGACCGAACCAGAACUUCUUACGUCGUCUUACGACGAAUUCAAUGAAGACAUACCAAAGUAUAUCCAAAAAGCAGAACACUUGACUGGUUCAGAGUAUGCGUGGGGGACAUACGAUAUUCUCGUCCAGCCAAAAAGCGCACCAUUCGGAGGUAUGGAGAAUGUCUGUCUUACAUUCGCAACACCAACUCUCCUUGCUGGAGAUAGAAGCCUGACGGACGUGUUAGCGCACGAGAUUAGUCACUCGACAUUCGGCAAUGACAUCACUUGUUGUCAAUGGAACCACUUCUGGGUCAACGAAGGCUUCACAACGUACAUGGAAAGACUCAUCUUGCAGUUCAUGCAUUCAAAAGCAGAUCGCGACUUCUCAUACAUUAUCGGAAGGAAGGCCUUGCAAGAAAGUCUGGAGGAGAUGGAAAACGAGCGCAGAUACCAGAAAUUGGUCAUACCUUACCGCGCUGGAGAAGAUCCAGAUGAUGGGUUUUCCAGCGUACCUUACGACAAAGGCGCAAAUUUCCUCUACUACCUUGAAAAGACUGUUGGAGGCUUAGACGUGUUCCUGCCAUUCGUCAGGAGCUAUGUUCAGACAUUCAAAGGAAAGAGCAUUGCUACUGCAGACUUUCACACACAUCUAUUUGAUUUCUUCAGUGGAGAUAAGGCGGCAACGGAGCAACUCGACAAGGUUGAUUUUGACGCUUGGUACAAUGGCACAGGAUUGUCCCUGCCAGUCGAGUUGGACUACGAUACAUCAUUAGCUGAUGCUGCCUUUGAUUUGUCGGACAGGUGGAAUCAAAGGCGCAACGCAAGUAGCAAAGAGUUAGAAUCAACCUUUCACGCAGACGAUAUAAAAAACUUCAACUCGAACCAAAAGGUGGUGUUUUUGGAGAAGUUGCAGUCCUAUCCAGCAUUCAAAGAGGAGGUACCGAAAGCCAUUGCUAAGGUGUACGGUUUCGAUGAGGCACAGAAUGCUGAAAUAAGAUUCAGAUUCUACAUCCUCGCUCUCAACUGUGGUAAGACUUAUGCUAAAGCUGCGGCAGAAUGGGUAGCACACCAAGGUAGAAUGAAGUUCUGCAGACCGUUAUUCAGAUCGUUGAACAAGGUUGAUAGCUCACUAGCUUUGAAGACGUUUAAAGACAAUGAGAACUUCUAUCACCCAAUUGCAGCCAAGCAGAUUAGAAGAGAUUUGAAGUUGGAUAAGUGA